Botrytis porri is the source of this 1191-nucleotide messenger RNA. RefSeq lists its product as uncharacterized. The coding region runs from base 1 to 1191 and encodes 396 amino acids. The transcript is spliced from 3 exons. Gene Ontology annotation, molecular function: polyubiquitin modification-dependent protein binding. Gene Ontology annotation, cellular component: VCP-NPL4-UFD1 AAA ATPase complex. NCBI's taxonomy places the organism in Eukaryota, Fungi, Ascomycota, Leotiomycetes, Helotiales, Sclerotiniaceae. The record is from RefSeq and is a predicted model, not a curated record.
AUGUCGUACUCGGGCUUUUAUGAAGGAGAUGACCCAGCUGCCAUGUAUCAAAUGUUGCAGCAGCGCGGAAUGCGAGGCCCUCCCAAACGUUUCGAUGAAUACUACCGAUGCUAUCCAACUGUCAUGAUACCCGGUCCUGAACGAGAAAACCUUAAUUAUGGAGGGAAGAUUAUUAUGCCACCAUCUGCUCUGGAAAAGCUUACUCGAUUACACAUUACGUACCCUAUGCUUUUCGAGCUCAUCAACAGUCAACAUCCCGAUGGACAAAAGUUAACACACGCUGGUGUACUGGAAUUUAUUGCGGAUGAAGGAAAGGUUUAUCUUCCACACUGGAUGAUGCAAACCCUGGGAGUUGAAACUGGAGAUCUCAUCCAAAUCAAAUCGACCGAUCUUCCCCCUGCCUCCCUUAUCAAACUCCAACCUCAAUCCGUCAAUUUUCUCGACAUCUCCAACCCAAAGGCCGUACUCGAAAAGGCGUUUCGUGACUUUUCUACGGUUACUAAAGGAGAUAUCUUUAGCUUCCACUACAAUGAUACUAUCUACGAUGUUGCGGUGUUGGAGGUCAAACCGGUAACUGACAAAAUGGGGGUUAGCAUGCUCGAAACGGAUGUUGAGGUCGACUUCGCAGCUCCGUUAGGCUAUGUCGAGCCAACUCCUGUCAGAGGCAAUGGUAGCGGAACCAGCACACCGAGAAGUGCAAUCGGCGGCUUGCCUGCAGGUGGCAUGCUUCACAGUCAAGGAACUAUGGCACAGGCCAUCAACUACGACGCCAUUGCACCAACGUCUAAUUCUAUCGCACAAGGCGCAAAAGCGGCCUCAUCCAAUUUUGUAUCUGGAGGUCACAAACUGAGCGCUAAGAAGGGCACAAAGACCCCCACACCUACUGCGUCAACUCCUGUCGCUGGAGUUAGCACGAACACUCCUGCUGUCUCGGUUCGAAGAACGAAUGGUCCUCAACCUCUUCGAUUACCACCCAACAAACUUUUUUUCGGUUACGAAGUCAAGCCAGUCAAAACCCAAGCAGAUAAGGACAAAGAGAAUGCAGAUGCAAAGCAGCCCUAUUUCUCGGGGCAAGGACAAUCACUGAAGACCGGCAAGAAGGUGGAGGCCAAAAGCGAGCCAGCUCCAGAGCCUCAAGCCAAGGGCGACAGUAUAGGACGGAGGCUGGAUGGAAAAGAUGCCAAUAAGUAG